AUGAAUUCCAUGUGUGCGUUUUUAUUUCAGAGUUUUUUAUGUUUUUCUACAUUAGCGGUUGUGCUUGCAGCCGGCGAUGGCCGAUAUUUAAGUCUCAACUUAACAAAUGUUGGUGAUGUCUACACUGUAGAGGUGGGAGUUGGUACCCCUCCGCAGAAACUGCAUGCAAUAUUGGAUACUGGAUCUUCUGAUAUGUGGGUUAAGGCUAGUACUGCUCACGGCGAUGAACGCACAAUGUAUGACUCCCCAACGUUUGACUAUACUCGUUCCACUUCCCUACGUAAAACUGGUUACGAUUUCUUCAUUAAUUAUAUUGAUACUUCAUCUACUGGUUUUUGGGUAACUGAAAAGGUAACGGUUGGAGAUGUCGAACUAGUAGAUUUUCAACAUGCAGUUGUGAACCACACUACAACAUCUGUUCCUGCAAUUCUUGGAAUUGGUUUUCAAGAUGGAGAAUCGAUAAUUGGCUAUCCAAAUUCACCAAAUUUCACUUAUCCGAAUUUUCCAGUUGCUUUGAAAGAGCAAGGAUAUAUCGAUGAGGUUGCAUACUCAUUGUAUCUCGGCGCUGAAGAUAGGCAAGAUGGUACUCUAACUUUUGGAGCCAUUGAUCAUGCUAGAUAUGUUGGGAAUCUUUAUACCUUUCCUGUUGUGAACGUAUAUCACUUUGUUUCAACGCCAGUUCAAUUACAUAUAACAUUGCAAGGUGUUGGAAUAUCUGAGAGUAAUUUUUCUGCUCCAAGAACGUUAUAUGACGUCCCAUCACCUGCACUUGUGGAUACUGGUACCAAUGGUAUCAUUGCCCCGGCGAAUAUUGUGUUUGAAAUUGCAUCCAAAUUAAAUGCUGUUUUUGAUGACGAACACGAUAUUUUCGUGUUUGAUUGUGACUUAUUUGAUAAGAUUCAGACUACAAUCUUGAAAUUUAAUUUCGGUGACUUAACAAUUGAUACUCCACUCGCUAAUCUUUUGAUUACAGCUGAGGAUCUAGGUGGUUCUCAAUGUGGCUUGUCCCUCAUGCCCGAUGAACGCAACAGGUUUAUCCUAGGUGUACCAUUCUUGAGAUCUGUUUAUGCAGUCUUUGAUUUAGAAAGAGCAGAAAUCACUUUAGCCCAAGCUAACUUACAACCCGGAGAGCAGGAUCUCCAAGUAAUUCACGAUGAAGUUCCGGGGGCCAUUAGGGCAACUGCACAACCAUGGGUUUUACCACCUGGGGACAGUCCACCAACGCGGGGGCAGCCAUUGAAUUCUACCCAAGAGGUACCUAAAGUUCCUGCGGCAACAUUGUCUCCUGCUCAAGAUUCAAGUGCCAGCCCUCCAUCUAUCCCAAUUACCACUUUUGAGAGCAGCUCGCGCCCUGCUGCCACUCCAAGUACACCUCCAGCGGAAAUAACCAAAGUGCCACAGACAGCAAACUGUUCAUGUCAUAACCCAGAGGUAGACUCUGUCCAUGGACUGAAAACCUGUGAUGAUUCUAGCGUACUGCCUAAACCUUUGCCGGUAAGUAUUCAGCAUGCCCAGGCUGACUCCCAAAAUUCGGUUACUACAUUAACGCCAAUACCAUUACCUGAGCCAACUGAUGGGGACCAGACAACACCGUCUCCUGCUAUAAAUUCUCCAGAUAUGCCAUCAGUUCAAUUAAUAUCUACAAUAUUAGCCAAGCCAGGCAACUCAUCUCCGAGUCAAGAUCAUAUACUGUCCGUGAUUGUAGUUACUGAAUACAAGACAGUUGAAACUACAGCAACGGUCACGUUAGUGUCAUGUGCAGUAUAA
Messenger RNA from Eremothecium sinecaudum, 1767 nucleotides. RefSeq names its product aspartyl protease BAR1 (gene BAR1). Lineage: Eukaryota; Fungi; Ascomycota; Saccharomycetes; Saccharomycetales; Saccharomycetaceae. The coding region runs from base 1 to 1767 and encodes 588 amino acids. Gene Ontology annotation, molecular function: aspartic-type endopeptidase activity. The transcript has a single exon. Gene Ontology annotation, biological process: proteolysis. The record is from RefSeq and is a predicted model, not a curated record.